Tetrahymena thermophila SB210 is the source of this 474-nucleotide messenger RNA. RefSeq lists its product as hypothetical. NCBI's taxonomy places the organism in Eukaryota, Ciliophora, Oligohymenophorea, Hymenostomatida, Tetrahymenidae. The record is from RefSeq and is a predicted model, not a curated record. The transcript has a single exon.
AUGGCAUUUAUCAAACAAUUUCAUGCAUUAUUAUUUAGUCAAAAAUAAGGAAUCCUUAUUUACAAAUUUUUUAAUCAUUAUAAACAGCGAAAAAAAUAUUUCAACUCAAAUAGAUAAUUUUUAACAAUCUAAUUAAGAAUUCUCUAUCUAACAAUCCUUAAUUAAUUUAAUCUGAUCUCUAUUAUGAUUGAUUCUUGUCAAUCCUAAUUGUUAUUCUAAGUAAAAUACGAUGUACAAAAUAGAAAGAAAGCCAAAUAAUUGAAAAUAAGUAAGCAAGUCAUCAAAUAGGAUAUAAAAUAUAAAAAUUUAUUACUACAUAACUUUAUAUAAUAGAAAACAAAUAAUAAAAAUUUCAUUUCAAUAGUUUAUUCUUAUUUAACAAAUCUCAUGUUCUCAGAAUAAUAAAUUAAUUAAUUAAUUAUUCAUCUGUUAUUGAUUAUAUAAUAAUAAUUAUCAUUUUUAAUAGCAUUUUGA